This is a messenger RNA of Gryllus bimaculatus (two-spotted cricket), 597 nucleotides long. Lineage: Eukaryota; Metazoa; Arthropoda; Insecta; Orthoptera; Gryllidae. The record is from the annotation of a GenBank genome assembly.
AUGCCUCCCACAUGCCGCUGUAACGAACGUUGCUCCCACCACGCAGCCCUGUCUCCGCCCUCGCCCGUCCGCUCCACGCCGCGCACGCCUCCCCCGCUCACCGCCACGCCCUCCGCUCCGCGUCACUCCGCUCCGCCCCGCCCGCCUAGCUCCGACCCGUUGUACCGCCCUACCUCUGUCCCCGCCCUUACGCCUCGCGCUUCCACGCCCGGCCCCGCCCCCGCGCCGCGCCGCGCCGCCCGCCGCUCUGCCGCCCUGCCGCCCUGCCACCCAGCCUCCCCGCCGCCCGCGCCGCCGCCCGCUGCCCGCUGCCCCUCCCGCGCGCGACGUCGCGUCGAGCACGUUGAUUGUGUUAAUUUCUCAUCUGGGUACACUUCCAUUGCAUCUUAUAUUGUUCUUCAUGUGUUACGAGCAAGCCCGUCUCUUGCGCAGGUGGUGCGAAUGCUGGCGGCGGUGGUGGCGGUGUUCGCGGCGCUGUGGUUGCCGUACCGGGGCAUGCUGGUCUACAACUCCUUUGCCACUCUGUUCCAAAAGGACAAGUUCAUGGACCUCUGGUUUCUCAUGUUCGCCAAGACGUGUGUCUACAUUAAUAGGUGA